AUGGGUUAAAUUAUUCAUGGCUCCUACUAGAGCUAAUAAAUAUAAGAAUUUUGUGAAUAGAAUAGCAUAGAUAUUAACAUAUUUUAGAAUUAGAUCAAGUUUUUAAGUUAAAUGAAAUAUUAAUAUGUUGGAAUAUUAGGAAAUGGAUUAUUUGGUUAGCAAAUACAAGCAUAUUCUGAGAAUUAUUAGAGUGUAGCAAUUAAAAUAAUUUAUAGCAAGAACUCUGGUUUAGAAACAGCUCUUAAACAAUCAACAAAAUACAAAUAAAUAAAAAAUACAUAACAUCUUGCGCAGAUACAUGAAAUUGUAUACAAUCCUUCUUUAAACACUUAUUACAUUGUGUAAGAGUUGGCUGAUUGCUCCCUUAAGGAAAUUCUUGAAAGUUGCAAGCUAACAGAUAAACAAAUAUAUGAAACUACACUGCAACUGUUAGAAGGUUUAGCAGAACUUGAAAAUUUAGGAUUAAUACAUGGAGAUAUCAAGACAGAAAAUAUCUUAUACAAUAGACCUAAAAAUAAAUUUAUGUUUACUGAUUUUGGUUUGGCUCAAGUUUUAAUGAAAUCUAAUAAACCUGCUUCAUCUAAUUCCAAACAACUAUAAAGAACUUAAAUUUAUGGUGCUCCAGAACUAGAAAAAGAACAAGAUACUUCAAGAUUUUAAAAUAAGAUGGAUACAUAUGCCCUUGGAAUGGUUUUGUCUGAAAUAAUUAUUGGAAAAGGAUUUGAACUUGAGGAAUCUAUCGAUAUCAAAAAUAAUAAUGACAUACAAGACUACAUACCAUUCGACUCUCAUCAUAAAUUUUACAUAGAAAAGAUUAUUUUAAAUAUGGUGAAGGUAUCGAAAAAAGAGAGAUAAGAAACUAGUGAACUGAUUAACACUCUUAAGAAAAAUUUUGAGUUUAAUGAAUAAGAUUUAAUGGCUAUUUAUAUAAAAGAAAUAUCAAAGCUUCUUUAAAACUAACAAAAAAUUAGCAAAGACUAUCAAAUGUAUUAUCAGAAGUAUUUUUCACAAAGAAACUUAUAAAAAAUAAGUGCUAACGAAUCGAGAACAUAAAUAGGUGAUGGAUAGUUAUAUGGAAUAAUUGAUGCCAUCAAAUUAUGCAAGAAUAUUUAAGAGCUAGAAUUACAAUUUUAUGUCAAUUUAAUAACAGAUAGUGGAUUAUUUGCAAUUACCAGCUUGGUUAAUGAUCAUUCCAAGUCUUUAGAGAUAUUAACUAUCAAUUUUGAAGAAAACUAAAUUAGAGAUAGAGGCAUUCUACAAUUAUUUCAGUCUAUAAAUAAGUGUUUGCUGCUGAGAAAACUUUCUCUUAGUUUCACAAAAAAUAGAAUUACAGAUGAUGGUUUUAGAGGUCUUAUUCCACUAGCUAAUUCGAGUUAAAUUUAAUUGCAAGAAUUAAAGCUACAUUUCUCUGAAAAUUAAAUCACAGGAAAUGGGCUAAUAGAUGUAUUAAAGGCUCUUUAAUAGCAAAAGAAACUUACAAGUCUUUCUCUGUAUUUAGCAGAUAUUUGUAUCAACGAUCAAGAUUUCUACGGUAUUACAGAAGUGUUAACCAAUUUUAAGUAAUUGCAUGAACUCAAAUUAUGCUUUUAGAGAAACGAUUUAAGUAGUGAUGGGUUUAAAGGAUUGGCAGAAAUAUUUAAAGAUAAUAUUUUAUUAUAAUCAUUAGAAUUUUACUUUUAGUAAAAUAAAAUAGAUGACUAAGGACUAAUCUCUGUUGUAGAUAAAUUAUAAUUCUGUUAAAAGCUAUAAUUAGUAGAGCUAUUUUUUUCAGAAAACCGAAUUACCGACCAUGGGCUUAUAGGCACAGCAGAUUCUCUUAGAAAAUGCAAACAAUUAAAGGACAUUUAUAUAGAUUUUAGUGAAAACAAAAUUUAAGAAAAGCAAAGGAUUUAGUAAAUAUUCGAUGGUAAUUUUAAAGGCAAAAUGAAUUUCUAUAGCAUAGAUUUUUGA
Molecule: messenger RNA, 1950 nt
Organism: Tetrahymena thermophila SB210
Lineage: Eukaryota; Ciliophora; Oligohymenophorea; Hymenostomatida; Tetrahymenidae
Product: kinase domain protein
Exons: 15
Biological process (GO): protein phosphorylation
Molecular function (GO): ATP binding; protein kinase activity
Source: RefSeq, a predicted model, not a curated record